AUGGCCGUCCAACUGUGGAAACAUAUGCCCGGAAAGGCACUCAUGUUUCUUCUCAACCUCUUCACCGCUAUUGCUCUCAUAUUCGAAGGCUAUAAUCAAGGGGUUCUUGGCACCGUAAGCACGACGCCAGGCUUCAUUGACAUGGCCGACAUUGGUUCCAAUGGUGUUGUGACCAACAGCACCAAGCAGGGUGGCCUGCUGGCAGCGUAUUAUUUCGGUGCCAUGUGUGGAUGUUUUAUCGGAGGUUGGGUGGGCGACAAGCUCGGCCGCAAAAAAGGCGUCUGGCUCGGCUCACUCUUCUGCAUGCUCGGCGCGGCGAUCAUGUCCGCCAGUCAAAAUAGUAACAUGUUUAUCUGCGCGCGUGUCAUCGCGGGAAUCGGCAUUGGGUUCAUCAACACUACCGUUCCGCCGUCGUCUGAGGUGGAGUUUAGAUGGUGUUUUCUUCUGGCAUUUAUGGCGGUUCCUGUGUUAAUUGUUGUUCUUACUGUCUUCUUCCUUCCCGAGUCGCUGAGAUGGCUGAUGGCCAACAAUCGCCGUGAAGAAGCGGUCAAUAUUCUGGGCAAGAUCCGUGGCGACUUGGAUUUCGAUGAUUCUAAGCUUCUUGUCGAAGUGCAGCAGCUCGAAGCGACUGUCGAAGCAUCAUACCACGAACGAAAUAACUUUUUCAAUCUCGUCCGCGGCGGUCGCUACUCGGGGAAACUGCAUCUUGGUAGACGCGUUGUCAUGGGUUUGGCAAUCCAGCAGAUCCAGCAAUUGACAGGUAUCCUCACUAUAGCCACCUGGGCUGGUACGCUCUUCAGCCUUGCAGGGUUUGAUUCCUACAAAUCAGCCUGGCUAGCUGGUGUGGUCAACAGCUUCGGUAUCCUGGGCAUCGCCGCUGCAUCAUUGGUUAUUGACCGUCCUCGAGCCAAAUUUUCAUUAUCAGCUGGCCUGUUCGUCGCUGAUAAGGAUAAAACCCAGUGUCUCUCCGCAACCGAUGAAAUAAUCGUGUUAAUGGCAAAUCCAAUGCAUCACAAUAUUUUAAUUGCCAAGGCUAACACGGAGUCGCAGAAUAUGGUUUAG
Molecule: messenger RNA, 1062 nt
Organism: Penicillium cinerascens
Lineage: Eukaryota; Fungi; Ascomycota; Eurotiomycetes; Eurotiales; Aspergillaceae
Exons: 3
Coding region: 1-1062 (353 amino acids)
Biological process (GO): transmembrane transport; carbohydrate transport
Cellular component (GO): membrane
Molecular function (GO): carbohydrate:proton symporter activity
Source: RefSeq, a predicted model, not a curated record